UAAGAAGCGCAGUUGGUUUGUAGUUUGCUUGCCCCGUAGUUGAUAAAUUAAUGAUCGCUCCUGAAUUUUCCUAGUUUCCCUGUGAUAAGUAGAGUGGGUUGAUCCCGUAUUUAUAUCACUACCACGUGUAGUUGGUUAGUUAUACAUAUAAGGGCGUUACUGGAUGCUCAAUCUGGCUGGUGUUUCGCUUCAAGGACAUUCGUGCACAUAAUUAUCUCAGGCUCGGUUUGCCUUGAAUUAGAAAGUUGAACUUUAAGUGUUUGGUAGCUGGUUUUGUGCUUCUUCAUAGUUUCGUUCCAACCAGUUCAAGUUGAAGAUAGCUUGCCUAGAGAUGAUGCAAAUGAACAACAUCAACCUCACCGACAGCUCACGGAGGGAAAAUGUUUCACUGCAUCCGACAAUGGUGAACUACAAAAUCCAAACGCAGAAGGAAAUGCCCGCGAGAUUUAUCUUUGAAUGCGCUCAAAAGUUGGAAAUGAAACCGCUCACCUCUGCCACGGCAGCAAUUUUGUACCAUCGGUUUUUCAGAGAGCUUGAUGACGCGGAAUAUGAUCCUUAUAUGAUUGCCUGCUCCUGCUUGUAUCUGGCCGGUAAAAUAAAGGAUGAUAAGGUGCGGAAGCGGGACGUAAUCAAUGUAGCACACAAUACAAUCAACCGGGGCGCACCGCCACUCGAACCGUGCGACGAGUAUUGGUCGAUGUGGGACACGAUAGUGCAGGCCGAACUGUUCAUAGCGCGCGUGCUCAAGUUCGACAUGACGAUUGUGCAUCCGCAUAAGUAUAUGCUGCACUAUAUGAAAUCGCUGCAGGAUCUGUUCGGCGCUAAGGAGUGGCACUCGAUGCCGAUUGCAAAGGCAGCGGCCGCCUUUCUGCAAGAUUUCCAUCACACUAGCAAGAUCCUCGAUUACAAACCAGCCCACACGGCCGUCUGUUGCCUUGCGCUGGCAUUCCAAGUAUAUGGCAUACAGGUGCCACUGAUGGACGAAACGGACGAGAGCACGCACUGGUAUAAUGUAUUCUGUCCGGAACUGACGCGUGAAACAUACUGGGAAAUAAUGGAAAAGAUCAUGGAUAUGUACAAUCUUGAAACGAUCAUCGGCAAGAACUAAUGCCAAUGAUAUGUGGCAUGGUUCCGUAACGAUCGUAGCUAUGAUGCUUAAUGCAAAAGUAUUUAGGAAGCAACACUUCCAGCAGUUCCAUCGCCAUCAUCAUCAACUUACGUUAUCGAAAUGAAUGCCAUUAACAAUCUCCAUUAUUAUGCGUGAUACUGAAUGACAAAAACAGUCAUGUUCUCUAGACAGCUUCUUACAGCUGGAGAAAAAAUUAUCCUUUAAGCACUAAAGAGGCGAUAUAUUUUGUAUUAACUGAAAUGGCACUGUUUAGUACGGUGCGGUAAAUAAACUUUUUU
Messenger RNA from Anopheles moucheti, 1407 nucleotides. It is a transcript of the gene koko, whose product is annotated as cyclin-Q. The transcript has 4 exons. Bases 332 to 1108 code for a protein of 258 amino acids. Gene Ontology annotation, cellular component: nucleus. Lineage: Eukaryota; Metazoa; Arthropoda; Insecta; Diptera; Culicidae. Gene Ontology annotation, molecular function: cyclin-dependent protein serine/threonine kinase regulator activity. Gene Ontology annotation, biological process: regulation of transcription by RNA polymerase II. The record is from RefSeq and is a predicted model, not a curated record.